AUGUCUACCUACGGUCACACCAAGUCUGCUUCCUCUUCUUCCUCUGCUUCUGCGCCAACUCCUUCCCGUCGCCGUGGCAAGAAGUCUCAGCAAGCCUGGACUCACACUCACCAUCUCCCUACCGCCGAGCAACGCUCUCUCAACGGCCGCAAGAAGGAUCGCAACCUUAUCUCAUGGACUCGCCCGCGCAUGUCUGACAAGCUGCUCCAAGUCCUUGUGUAUGAAUGCAACAGAGCCAAGAUCAGGUUGCCUUGGGACCAAGUUGCUCAUCGACUCAAUCCCGGCUCCAGUGGGAGUUCGAUCACUCAGUGGCUUGGCCGAAACCGCAACGACCUCAUCGCCGAAGGUCACAUCGUCCCUCCUCCCCUUUCCCCUCGCGCCGACCGAACUGUUCGCGGCGUCAUGCGUGCAGAUCUUGACGGCGAGGACACAACCACCACUCGUGAAGUUCUCUUCACCGAGCCUCUUUAUCACCCUGAGUACAGCCUAGGCGAUGCUCCUGAGAUCAAAGACCCCUUCACUUCUCAGAUGGAGGCUGUCAUCGGCGCCCCAGAAGCACACACAUUCCCUGCUGCUCAACUUCCUGUCACUCCCACUCCUGUCUCUCGUCGCCGACGUCGCCGUCAUCACACUCCUCAGCCCUCCGUUGUUGAGUUUGUUGUCUCUUCUUCUCCUUUCUCUCCUCCUGGCUCCGAAGUGUCUUGCCCUUCUUCCCUCCCGGCAUCUGCAGAGUCCAACGAGCCUCAGUCUCCUGGCCUGUACCUGUUUGAGCCUGCUGACGACUAUCUUCCUGAGCUCCCUGCCGAUUACGACAAUGAGUCUCCCGGCGCGUACCUCGAUGAGCCUGAGACCGACUCUCUUACCAACAACGCGGCAACCUUGUCUGACGAGGCCACCCCUGAGUGCCAGGUGGUGUUUACUUCUCCCAUCACAGCCUCCACCGCCGCCUUUAUGAUCGAGCCGGUCGAGUCGGACUCGGAAUCGGACACCGAAGACUUUGAUGGCUAUCCGCUGGUCGAGCUAGACCCGCGGGAGCCUGAGGAGUCUUCAGUGUCCGAGGAAGAGGAAGAGGAGACUGAGCCCGUUCCCGUUGCCGCUGCUGUUCCCGUCGCCGCCCCCGUUGUCGCCCCCGUCCCCUUCGCCGACAACAGCGUCCAGAACUUUGCCGGCCCAGGUUCGGUCGCAACUUUUGUUGCGCCAGCCUUUGGGCCGGCAGUUCCGUUCGACGCCGAGGCCAUCGCCGCCUCCCUCCCUCCACCUCCCCCCUUUGAUGUCAACGACAUCACCGACUGGUCCUGGUUCCCUGCCGCCCAACUCGCGGCGGCAGAGGAGAUCAACCAGGCUGACCUGUUUGCGGGACUCAACAUCCCGCGAGACAUCCUCGGCAGCGGGACUGGGGUCGCCAGCUUCCCAGCUGGUGGCCAAGGUUAUGGUUUCGACCUAACCUACCAGUUCCCUGUCGCAGGCUCUGUCGCCGACGACGUCUUCUUCGGGGCGGGUGGCCAAGGCCAGCCCGCCUUUUCGCAAAGCCUGAAGAGGAUGCGGGGAGAGGGAGAGGGAGAGGAGUCCCCUUCCAAGAGGGGUUGCCCUGGGUGGUUUAUCACCCAGUAA
This is a messenger RNA of Fusarium falciforme, 1611 nucleotides long. RefSeq lists its product as hypothetical. Lineage: Eukaryota; Fungi; Ascomycota; Sordariomycetes; Hypocreales; Nectriaceae. The transcript is spliced from 3 exons. The record is from RefSeq and is a predicted model, not a curated record. The coding region runs from base 1 to 1611 and encodes 536 amino acids.